AUUUAAUAGAAAAAAAAUUUCUAUGGUAAAUUGUAAUUUUUUUCAAAUUUUCAUUAAGUUAUGAGUGAAUUUUUUAUAUUUAAUUAACAAAGUGAUUCAUAUUACAUUUACGAGUUAAAUGUUGCUGUUCACGAUAAUUGUGCUGUUAGCAAGUGCAGCUACUUGUCAGAGGUACGAUGGAUCUGAUACUCUCGGAUCAACAAAAGCACCAUGGAAUUAUUAUGAAGAUAGAGAUCAAAAUCCUGUUAAUAUUCCUGAUUCGACAAAUAAUGUUAUAUUCAAAGAAGCUUCAUACUUUGUGGUGGCUUCUCGUCUUUGUCGUCCAGGACAAGUUUACCGUGUUGCAGUAGAUGUUUAUCGUAGUGAAAUUCCCAUGAUGGUUCGUGCUUCAAUUCAACGAAAUGGUGUAGAAAUUGCAGCUGAUCAUAAAGAAGUAAAACAAAAUAUUCCAGAAAAUUUAUUAUUGCGAAUGCCAGCAACAGCAAUCAACGACAACUACAAACUUCGUGUACAAGGUCUUUACAAUGAUCUCACUGGUGGCCAAGCAUUUUACAAUGAAACAGAUUUAGUAUUUAGUCAAAGAUCUAUGACUAUUUUUAUUCAGCUUGAUAAACCUGUAUAUAUGCAAGGUCAAACAGUUAGAUUUCGAGCAAUUCCAAUAAAUACAGAGCUCAAGGCUUUUAAUGAUCCAAUUGAUGUUUUUAUGUUGGAUCCAUCACGACGAAUAAUGCGUCGUUGGUUAAGUCGUCAAAGUAAUCUUGGUACUGUUUCUUUGUCUUAUCAACUUUCUGAUCAGCCAGUAUUUGGCAACUGGAUCAUUCAAGUUAUUGCACAAGGUCAAGUUGAAGAAAAAACAUUUCUUAUUGAAGAGUAUUAUCAAACAAGAUUUGAAGUAAAUGUUACAAUGCCAGCAUUUUUUUUCGACACCGAUGAAUAUAUACAUGGAAUUGUUCAAGCUAAUUACACAUCUGGUGCUCCAGUUAAUGGAAAUUUAACUCUAAAAGCAAGUCUUCGUUCUAUAUCAAAAGAUAGAAUGAUAAGUUCAUCAGCUCUUGUAGAAGAUCGUUAUUUUAGUUUCAAUGAGUAUUAUCCAUCUUGGUUUAAAUCUGCAGAUCAAUAUGAAGAUAAUUAUACUCCAGUUUUAAGAUUUUUCAAUGGAACUUAUCGGUUUCAGUAUCGAAUGGAAGAACUUCGAAGUUUUUUCGGUACACUCAGUGAUAUUGAGGUGAAAAUAAUUGCCACUGUUGGUGAUAGAUUUCUUGAUGAAGUCAUCGUUGGUCAUUCAACUGCAAGAAUAUAUAAUUCAACUGUUAGAAUUAAUUUCUUUGGUGGUUCUCCUCAAGUUUUUAAACCGUCAAUGCCAUUUGCUUUUAAUCUAGUUGCAUCUUUUCAUGAUGGUUCUGUUCUUAGACCAAGUCAGCUUCAAGAUUCACAAAUGACUAUUCAUGCAGAUAUUCAUUCUCGAUCAAGUGGAGAAAGAAGAAUAGAUACUAAAAUUUUAAGACCUUCUCCAGAUAAUCCAUCUAUUUGGUCGUUUAUGUUAAAUCUUAGAACUGAAUUGAAUUUAGAAGAAAAUCCUCAACGUAAUCAACAAAUUCUUAAUGAUAUAACAUCAAUGAAAAUAUACGCAACGUUUCUUGAUGGUGAAGGUCAUCAUGCACAAUCAGAGUUACUUCUUUUGGCUCAUGAAUCACCUAAUCAUAAACAAAUAAAAAUUUCAACCUCAUCAAAACAUCCUGAAGUCGGUGAAUAUCUUGUUCUUCAUGUUCAAACAAAUUUUUACAUUGAAACAUUUAAUUACAUUGUCAUGUCAAAAGGUAUGAUUGUCUUGAGUGGACAGGAUAUAAUGCAACCUGAUAUUCGAACAUUUUCAAUUCCAUUAAGUCCAGAAAUGGCACCUGUUGCUACAGCAGUUGUUUAUCAUGUUGGUAGAUAUGGUGAUGUUGUUGCUGAUUCAUUGACAAUACCAGUUAAUGGAAUAUCACGUAAUAAUUUUACAGUUUUUAUAAAUAAUAAAAAAGGAAGAACAGGUGAAAAAGUUGAAGUUGCAAUAUACGGUGAGCCAGGUGCUUAUGUUGCACUUUCAGGAGUUGAUCGUGCAUUUUAUUCAAUGCAAGCUGGUAAUGAAUUAACAUAUGCAAAUGUUAUUAAAAAAAUGGCUUAUUUUGGUGAAGAAACAAAUGGAACACAUUCACAUUCUUGGCUAUUUCACGGUGGUGAUCCUGAUGAAGUUGUUUAUUUUCCUUCAUCGACAUUUGGCAUUGAUGUCAACAGAACUUUUGAAUAUAUUGGCUUGGUUGUUUUUACUGAUGCCUAUAUUCAUCGUAAACCUGAUUAUUGUAAUAAAACAUUAGGAUUUAGAGAAUGUCUAACAGGAAGAUGUUAUACAGUCAAACAAACUUGUGAUGGACAUCUUGAUUGUGAAGAUGGAACAGAUGAAGCUCAGUGUAAUUCUAUGAAUGCCACUGAUCUAUCGUACUUUAGAACUAAUCGAUUCAAUCGAAUUCAGCGAUUGUAUGAAAAUGUGUGGCUGUGGAAAGACAUUAAUAUUGGACCACAUGGUCGACAAAUAUUUAACAUUGAUGUUCCAAGACGUCCAGUUCAUUGGAUGGUUACUGCAUUUUCUAUGAGUCCAUCAAGGGGCUUUGGCAUGCUACCAAAAGCACUAGAGUAUACUGGAGUAUUGCCAUUCUUUAUUAACGUUGAAAUGCCAACCACUUGUCAUCAAGGUGAACAAGUUGGUAUUCGUGUUUCUGUAUUUAAUUACAUGAAGUAUAAUAUAGAAGCAACAGUUGUUCUAACUAGCUCAAAAGAUUAUAAAUUUGUACAUGUUGAAAAAAAUGGUAUUGUUCAAUCAUAUAAUCCUCGUACUUCAUUUGGUGAACAUCAAUUUUUUAUUUUUAUUUAUGCACAAGAUGCUGAAGUUGUUUAUCUUCCAAUUGUACCACAGAGACUUGGUGAUAUUCAGGUACAAAUUUACGCAACAACUAUUUUAGGAAGAGACACAGUCACGAGAAAUCUUCAUGUUAUACCUGAUGGACUUCCACAGUAUCGUCAUCAAUCAGUUAUAUUGGAUUUGACUAAUAAGGGAUACGUUUUCCAGUAUAUGCAUGUCAACAUAACAGAAACACCAAUUAUUCCUUAUUCAGAAGAUCGUUACUAUGUUUUUGGUUCAAAUAAAGCAACAAUAUCACUUGUUGGAGACGUUGUUGGUCCAAUAUUUCCAACAAUGCCUGUUAAUGCAACAAGUUUAAUGGGUCUACCAAUGGAUUGUGCUGAGCAAAAUAUGUUUAGCUUUGCUGCCAAUAUGUACACAACACUUCACAUGCGACAAGUUAAUCAGAGAAAUCGUGCUGUUGAAAAAGACAGUUUUUAUCACAUGAAUGUUGGCUAUCAACGUCAAUUGUCAUUCAUGAAUCUUGAUGGAUCAUUUAGUCUAUUUAGAAGUGAUUGGAAUCAAUCAUCACCAAGUGUCUGGUUAACUGCAUACUGUGCUAGAAUUUUUCAAGAAGCCAGUUUUUAUGAAUGGGAAAAUUAUCUUUAUAUUGAUCCAGAUGUUAUUGCACGAGCUGUAUCAUGGAUUUUGAUGCAUCAAACAAAAGAAGGAGAAUUUUAUGAAGUUACUACAUUUUCUGAUAGAAAAAUUAAUUCUUUAAGAAAUUUUGAGGUCAAUAGUUUUCAACAGAAAAACAUAAGUUUAACUGCACAUGUUUUAAUAACGUUAGAAACAGUGAAAGAUCUUACAGGUGGACUUGGAUCACGAGUAGCUCUUCAAGCUGCAAAUGCUGUUAAAUUUUUAGAAAAAAAUUUAAAAGCAAUUGAAGAAAGAGGAACACCAUAUGAAAUUGCAAUUGUUGCUUAUGCUUUGACAAUUGCACAAUCACCUGCAGCUGAACAAGCUUAUACAAUUCUUUCUAUGAGUGCUCGAUCAGAGGGAGACUUGACAUACUGGGGAAGAGUACAAGUACCUUUGCCACCGUAUAAAAUUGAAAAUAAUAAACCAUUUCUUUUGCCACGAUUGCCUUAUAUUUAUGAUUCAGAAAAUAUUGAAACAACAGCUUAUGCAUUGUUGGUUUAUGUUGAGCAUCAAGCAGCUGGAAUGGAAGCAAUUGUUAAAUGGCUAAAUUCACAAAGACUCACUGAUGGUGGAUGGGCGUCGACACAAGACACUGCCUGGGCUAUGAAAUCAUUGAUGGAAUACACAACUAGAUCAAGAAUCAGAGAUGUUAGUUCACUCGUAGUUACAGUUGAAGCAACUUCAUUGCCUGGACAAACAAAAACAUUUAUUGUAAAUGAUAAAAACAUUGCAAAGCUGCAGUCUAUUGAGAUACCAGAAGCUUGGGGUACUGUAAAAGUUCAGGCAAAAGGGGCAGGUUAUGCAAUUCUUCAAAUGACUGUUCAAUAUAAUGUUGAUAUUAAAAAGUUUCAAACUGAACCACCUGUUCCAUCAUUUGACUUGGUUGUCAGGCCUAAUUUCUAUGGCAGGAAUCAGUCUCACAUCAAUUAUCUGAGCUGUCAGAGAUGGAUCAACACAAAUGAAUCAUCAAGAUCAGGAAUGGCUAUUUUGGAUGUUACCAUUCCUACUGGUUACAUAAUCCAGCAGCAGACUUUGGACAGAUACAUUCGAUCAAAAGCAGUGAAAAAUUUACAAAAAGCACGCUUCCAAGAAAAAAAAGUACUUUUUUACUUUGAUUAUCUUGACAAUGAGGAGACAUGUAUUAAUUUUACCAUUGAGCGUUGGUAUCCAGUUGCAAAUAUGUCAAGAUAUUUAGCAGUCAGAGUUUAUGACUACUAUGCGCCUGAAAGAUACAAUGAAACAAUAUUCAAUUCAUUGUCGACUUAUGUUUUAAAUAUUUGCGAAGUGUGUGGAAGUUCACAGUGUCCGUAUUGUUCAAUUUAUAACGCGGCGUCAUUAUCAAGAAUCUCAGUUCUUUCUAUUUUUAUUUAUAUACUCAGUGUUACCUCCAAGUAUUUCAUGACAUAGUUAUCAGACAUCACGAGUCAUGUAAAUUUUCGAGAAAAAAAAUUAACAAGUACAAAUAUUAAGAAAUCAAUUUUAAUAACAAUUUCAUAUCAAAUAAUUUUUUCAUCUGAACCAAUUCAAUGUGGAUCUUGAACUAGAGCUGGGGUGGUAUUCUAAACAUGAUGUACUUUAUAUGGUUAACGACAACAAACGAGGCUUACUUUUGACUUUGUAAUUCGACACCUUGUAAAUAGUAAAAAGGUGGGAAGCAAAAAAAUAUUAUCAGUUAUAAAAUCCGCCCAAAGAAACUUUAUUUUUCGAAUUAAUUUUACGAAUUAUAAUGUUAGCUAUAUAUAUGCAUGAGUUGUCAAUAUUUUCAUUAACAACGGUUUUUUAUUUUUAUAUUUAUAUACGUUAUAUUGAAUGAUCUGAUUUCUUUUUAAAUGCGGUAAACGCAUGCUAAGUGCUCUAAAAAAAAUUUUAUAUAUAUUUUUUAAAAAGAAUAUAAAUAAUAUUGUUGUUAAUAAUACAAUGUAAUAUUUAAAAAAUUUUACUAAAUUCGAAAUUUAUUUUAGAUAAAUUUCGACAACUCUUCUUUGUCAAAAAAAAUUUUCAACUCAUAAUUUUAUAAUUUUUUUAAAUGUUGAUCUUUUUAUAUUGAACGUCAAUCAAUUCUUUUUUUUUUUUUUUAAAUAAGAAUAAUUAAAUCAAUUAAAAAAUAUCAAAGUUAAAUUUGUUCUUUUUUAACAUUUGUUCAUGUUAAAAAAUCAUUUUACACUUGGAAAAAAAAAAAAAAAAUUGACUAUUUAAUUUUUAACAUUUACUCUUUUUUUAUAUUUGAUAUUUUUUUUUUUUUUUUACUGUUUGAUAAUUAAUAUGAUAGUCUUCGUUGACAAAUUACGUCCGUAAAAAUUUUUUUACAACUUAAUAUAAUAAGAGUACUGAGAUCAUAGUAUGUUUGUGUCUAUACACGUGAUUUUCUCCUAGUGCCUUAUUGGAAGAUAAUUAGAAAAUUAUAAUUUUAUGAUAAAGAUGUGAAUCGAGUGUAUGGACAUGAAUAGACCUCAGUACUCAUAUACAUAUAUGAUUUUAGAGAG
Messenger RNA from Aphidius gifuensis, 6060 nucleotides. It is a transcript of the gene Mcr, whose product is annotated as CD109 antigen. The record is from RefSeq and is a predicted model, not a curated record. The transcript is spliced from 5 exons. Gene Ontology annotation, cellular component: extracellular region. The coding region runs from base 119 to 4984 and encodes 1621 amino acids. Lineage: Eukaryota; Metazoa; Arthropoda; Insecta; Hymenoptera; Braconidae. Gene Ontology annotation, molecular function: endopeptidase inhibitor activity; protein binding.